Molecule: messenger RNA, 1590 nt
Organism: Paecilomyces variotii
Lineage: Eukaryota; Fungi; Ascomycota; Eurotiomycetes; Eurotiales; Thermoascaceae
Product: kinase-like domain-containing protein
Exons: 4
Coding region: 1-1590 (529 amino acids)
Biological process (GO): protein phosphorylation
Molecular function (GO): ATP binding; protein kinase activity
Source: RefSeq, a predicted model, not a curated record
AUGACGGACCCAUUCAAAGCGCGAACGCUGAAGCGUAAGAAUGUGAAGGGUCUGGCCCUGAAUGCAACUCCCAAAGCCGCCUCCAAACCGUCAGACGGUGAUGCGCAGAUUCCGGGCGCCAUCGGAAAUCUGGAUAGUCACCGGACAGAUACUCUCGAGAUCGGACUGGAAUUCAAAUUGGAUCUGCGCAGCGAGGACUUGGUCCCCCUGAAGGAAGUGGGUGCGGGAAAUGGUGGCACGGUCUCGAAAGUGAUGCACGCUUCCACCAAGGUCGUAAUGGCCAGAAAGAUCAUCCGCGUCGAUGCGAAAGAGAACGUGCGGAAACAGAUUUUGCGAGAACUUCAAGUGGGCCACGACUGUAACUCGCCAUAUAUUGUCACAUUCUACGGCGCUUUCCAGAACGAGGCCAGGGAUAUCGUCUUAUGUAUGGAAUAUAUGGACUGUGGCUCUCUAGACCGGAUUUCCAAGGACUUCGGGCCUGUCCGCGUUGAUGUCCUGGGCAAGAUCACGGAGUCCAUAUUAGCAGGCUUAGUCUACCUUUACGAGACACACCGCAUCAUGCAUAGAGACAUCAAGCCGUCCAACGUACUGGUCAAUUCCCGCGGGAACAUCAAACUCUGCGACUUCGGAGUUGCUACGGAGACAGUUAACUCGAUUGCUGAUACCUUUGUCGGCACAUCGACUUACAUGGCGCCGGAACGGAUCCAGGGAGGUGCUUAUACAGUGCGUUCUGACGUGUGGAGCGUUGGUUUGACUGUAAUGGAGCUGGCUGUGGGACGUUUUCCGUUCGAUGCAAGCGACUCGUCUGCUGGAGACAGAGCAAGUGCUGGCCCGAUGGGUAUAUUGGAUCUGCUUCAGCAGAUCGUCCAUGAGCCCGCGCCCAAGCUGCCGAAGAGCGACGCCUUCCCCCAGAUUCUACAUGAUUUUGUCGCCAAAUGCCUAUUGAAGAAACCCGAGGAGAGACCGACUCCCCGGGAACUCUAUGAUAAGGAUGCUUUUCUGCAGGCAGCAAAGCGGACCCCGGUUGACCUCCAGGAAUGGGCUGUCAGUAUGAUGGAAAAACAUAACAGGAAGUCUUAUCUUGCUCCACCUGCACCGAAGUCACUCAACCGGGAUGGGUCUAGAAAUUCAAGCUCUACACCGAAGCCUCCAGGUGCAACGACCGGCACAUCUUCCCAUCCACCGUCACAUCCUACCCCCACCUCUGGCGACAUCCCGCUCAACAUUGCGAGCGAGUCUUCUGCAAAUGGAUACUACAAUUCCGAUCCCGCGUCCGCUCCUAAUUCGAUGAAGUCAACUCGUGCUGCUCUGGAACACUUGUCGCUCGAAACUCGUGAUAGCCACGGCAGUCACACCGGUCGUUCAUCUCGCUCCUAUCGGGGUGAUGCUCUUUCUGCUGAAUCCCCUUCGCGUCCUAAUCUGGGUUCUCGAUCAUCAAGCUCUCAUAGCCCAUCUGCAUCGUCGGGAUUGCACGCUGCGAUGCUCCCGACGCGAGCUGCGCAGAACGCAUCAUUUCCCGUGCCCCUGGCAUCCACAGGCGGAUCGCUGAGAGACCAUUCAGGGCGUACCCGUGGUGAAAACGCGGCUUAA